This is a messenger RNA of Humulus lupulus (European hop), 2231 nucleotides long. Its product is annotated as pyrophosphate--fructose 6-phosphate 1-phosphotransferase subunit alpha. Gene Ontology annotation, cellular component: cytosol. The coding region runs from base 124 to 1965 and encodes 613 amino acids. Gene Ontology annotation, biological process: response to glucose; photosynthesis; glycolytic process. Gene Ontology annotation, molecular function: 6-phosphofructokinase activity; ATP binding; diphosphate-fructose-6-phosphate 1-phosphotransferase activity. The transcript has 18 exons. NCBI's taxonomy places the organism in Eukaryota, Viridiplantae, Streptophyta, Magnoliopsida, Rosales, Cannabaceae. The record is from RefSeq and is a predicted model, not a curated record.
GUGUGCUUGGGUUGGUUGUAUCGCCAGUUUGCCUAGACUAUAUAAAAUCGGGUACUCAGAGACGGCACUCUCACUCACUCUUUCUCUCUCUAAAAAGACCAUUGAGACUGAUCUAUUACUACCAUGGAUUCCGACUACGGCAUUCCCAGAGAACUCUCUGAUCUCCAAAAAAUCCGAUCUGCCUACCAGCCCGACCUUCCUCCUUGUCUUCAGGGUACGACUGUGAGGGUUGAAUUUGGUGAUACAACUACAUCUUUUGACCCGACUGAUGCCCCCACCAUAAGUCGAUCCUUCCCUCAUACUUAUGGUCACCCAUUGGCUCACUUUCUUAGGGCCACUGCGAAAGUAGCUGAUGCUCAGAUUAUAACUGAACAUCCGGCUAAAAGGGUGGGAAUAGUCUUUUGUGGGAGACAAUCACCCGGAGGACACAACGUCAUUUGGGGUCUUCUCCAUGCUCUUAAAAUUCACAACCCCACAAGCACUUUACUUGGGUUCUUGGGGGGUUCUGAAGGUUUGUUUGCACAGAAAACUCUGGAGAUAACUGACGACAUUCUUGCUACCUACAAGAAUCAAGGUGGUUAUGAUUUGCUGGGACGAACAAAAGAUCAAAUUAGAACAACUGAACAAGUUAAUGCUGCGUUAACUGCAUGCAGAAAUUUGAAACUAGACGGCCUUGUCAUAAUUGGAGGAGUGACAUCAAACACUGAUGCUGCUCAAUUAGCAGAAACAUUUGCCGAAGAGAAAUGUCCAACAAAGGUGGUUGGAGUUCCUGUUACGUUGAAUGGAGAUCUUAAGAACCAGUUUGUGGAAACUAAUGUUGGUUAUGAUACAAUUUGCAAGGUCAAUUCCCAACUUAUAAGCAAUGUCUGCAUCGAUGCUCUAUCCGCAGAGAAGUAUUACUACUUUAUUCGACUCAUGGGCCGAAAGCAUUCACAUGUUGCCCUGGAGUGCACGCUUCAGUCUCAUCCAAAUAUGGUUAUUCUUGGUGAGGAGGUGGCUGCAUCAAAACUAACUAUUUUUGACAUAACAAAGCAAAUUUGUGAUGCAGUUCAAGCCCGUGCAGACCAAGACAAGUACCAUGGUGUUAUCCUACUUCCAGAAGGACUCAUAGAAAACAUUCCCGAAGUCUAUGCCCUUUUGAAGGAAAUUCAUGGUUUACUUAAGGAGGGUGUUUCUGUUGACACCAUUCAUACUAAACUUUCACCUUGGGCUGCAGCUUUGUUUGAGUUUUUGCCACCCUUUAUCAAGAAGCAGCUGCUUCUCUAUCCUGAAUCAGAUAAUUCUGCACAGUUAUCCCAGAUUGAAACAGAGAAACUUCUAGCACAUCUUGUUGAGACAGAGAUGAACAAGCGUCAGAAAGAAGGGACAUACAAGGGAAAGAAAUUUAAUGCCAUCUGCCACUUUUUCGGUUACCAAGCUCGUGGAUCUUUACCAUCAAAAUUUGAUUGUGAUUAUGCCUAUGUUCUUGGGCAUAUCUGCUACCAUAUUUUAGCAGCUGGAUUGAAUGGUUACAUGGCAACAGUAACUAAUCUGAAGAAUCCAGUCAACAAGUGGCGUUGUGGUGCUGCUCCAAUUACCGCAAUGAUGACUGUGAAGCGGUGGUCUCAAAAUCCUAUUGCUUCAUCCAUUGGAAAACCUGCUAUUCAUCCCGCUACUGUAGAUUUGAAAGGCAAAGCAUACGAGCUGCUGAGGCAAAAUGCCACAAAAUUUCUGUUAGAAGAUCUCUACAGAAAUCCUGGACCGCUUCAGUUUGACGGUCCUGGUGCUGAUGCCAAGGCUGUGACACUAUGCGUCGAAGACCAGGAUUACAUGGGCCGGAUCAAGAAACUUCAAGAGUAUCUUGACAAGGUCCGAACCAUCGUAAAGCCAGGGUGUUCGCAGGAGGUUCUGAAAGUAGCAUUAAGCGUCAUGUCGUCAGUAACAGAUGUUCUAUCUGUGAUGACUACAACUUCGCCAUCCCAUUGAAAGUUUACUCCUUUUAUUUUCGAUGGCUGGUGCAUUUGACACAAGAAUGAAAAGAAUUGCUGUCUUUUGCUGUCUCAAAUUUUCCUAGGCUUUGGGUGCGGAACUAAAGUUAUGAAAAUAACAUUUUUUUUUUUCACCUCAUCUCAUGUAACUCUACAAAAUAAUUGAGGUUUGUAACUUUUAUGUAUGUGGAAGGAUAACUUUUGCUUAUAGAGCAGUUUUGAGUGGUUCAAAACUAUAUUUGAAAUGAGCUUUUUUAACAAGUA